Molecule: messenger RNA, 2115 nt
Organism: Austrofundulus limnaeus
Lineage: Eukaryota; Metazoa; Chordata; Actinopteri; Cyprinodontiformes; Rivulidae
Gene: pdx1
Product: pancreatic and duodenal homeobox 1
Exons: 2
Coding region: 799-1548 (249 amino acids)
Biological process (GO): type B pancreatic cell differentiation; regulation of transcription by RNA polymerase II
Cellular component (GO): nucleus
Molecular function (GO): RNA polymerase II cis-regulatory region sequence-specific DNA binding; DNA-binding transcription factor activity, RNA polymerase II-specific
Source: RefSeq, a predicted model, not a curated record
UGUGGAGACACGUUCCGAGCGCGCGGCCAGUUAAUUGAGUUCGGCCGCUCUCUUCAUCCUAAUUGACUUUGCCAAGAGAGCUCUUGUUUAAUGGGGUGAAAACACACAAGAGACUAAUGGCCAGCAAACACAGGGAGAGUGCAGCAGCAGCUCCGUGUUUGUUGUCGCCAGAGGGCCCUUCGCUCGAGACGAGGCGCGUAAAAACGGUGUUAAAUGGGGCAUUUAGAAAAGUGUAAUGGCCACGUUUUUAAAGUCCGAAAUGCUCGAAAAGAAAGCGGCUGUGGAAAAUAGGAUGUGGCGGCUGAGUUUCCAAGACGACCGUGUCUCUUAUCUCGCAGGUCAACCCAAUGUUUGCGCCCAUUCGUAUCGAUUUAUCCGGCGCAGCGCGCGGACAACAGGUAGUUCCAUAUAAAAAGUCGAUAGUUGCAUUGUUUGAGGACCAUCCAGAGUGUCCCGCGUGAGAAACCUUUUGUUUUCUCUAAAGCUGAGGGUGUUUCCAGCUCACCUGUUCACUUGUCUGAGGAAGUCCGUGUAAACAGAGUGGCGCUGAUUUACGCCGAGUUAAGUUUACUGGAAGGAGAAAAUCUCCCACAAGCUGCAGAAUAUCCUGGAAACUGGCCGCUGUGGGUCUGCUGUAUCUGAGCAAACAGAAACCAAUGGCUCAGGCGCCGCAGGGUCACAUGGUGACAGAGUGACACACUUGUGUGGAGCCGCGGAGGCCCUCGCAGUUGCGCCACAGGUAGAGCUGAAGGUCCAACGCGCGGAGGGAAGGCGGCCGGUCUGCGGUGCUCGCCAGCCAUGAACCAGGACGAUCAUUUCUACCCCUCUCAGGUUUUUAAAGACUCCUGCGCCUACCAGAGACCCCAGGGGGAGGACUACAGCCCUCCGCCCUGCCUCUACAUGAGCAGGCAGGUGCACUCCGUCUACACACCGCCGGCCCUGGGGCCCCUGGAGCAGGCCAGCCUGACGGACAUCGCCKCCGCGUACAGCCUGCCCAACGCGCGGGAGGAUCCAGGUGUGCCGCAGCUGCACCACCCGCAGGGGCUCCCGCAGGCCCCGCUUCAGCCUCCGGGUUAUGGAGACCCGGGGGAACAGAACAGAUACCACCUCCCUUUUCCCUGGAUGAAGACCACAAAGUCUCACUCACACACCUGGAAGGGACAGUGGACAGGGCCCUACGUGGUGACCGAGGCUGAGGAGAACAAGCGCACGCGGACUGCGUACACRCGCGCCCAGCUGCUGGAGCUGGAGAAGGAGUUCCUCUUCAACCGCUACAUCUCCAGGCCGCGGCGCGUGGAGCUGGCUCUGACCCUCAGCCUCACCGAGCGCCACAUCAAGAUCUGGUUCCAGAACCGGCGCAUGAAGUGGAAGAAAGAGGAGGACCGCAGGAGGGCCAGGGGACCCGACCCGGACCAGGACUCCUCCAUCACCUCYGGGGACCAGGGAGAGGCGGCAGGAGGGGUGUCCUCCACGAAUGGACCCCACACCUCCACAACACCCCCGGUUUCUCCGCUGCACACCCACACCCUGUCUGGGUCCAGAGAAUAGACCCCUAUAGACCAGAACCUUCAGGGAUUCUUUGUAUUUAGUCCCUCACUGGAGAGGAGUCAGAAGGAGGCUCUCUUCUUUGUUUCUAUGAACCUUUUGGAUUCAGGUGGUCGGUUCUGGACUAAAUUGUGAGAUAUUUGGGACAUCAGAGGACAACAGACAACAAAGUCUAAUGAAAAACCCAGUUUCCCUCCCUUUGGAUACAAACUUACACUUCCCCAAGGUUUGGACUGAAAAGCUUUGUGUUUUAUUUAACAAUAUUUUCCACACAGAGUCCACUUGUGUGUCGACAGAUGAGCUGGAGGGUUGUUUGGUACCACCUGAGUGAAUUAURAAGUUUUUACGUAGGGUAGAUCUCUGGACCUGUAGCUGUGGGACCAGGUUUCAACUGGGGGUGCUAUCAGCAUAUCGCAUGCCUUUAAACACCAAUAUGAAGAAUAUCAAGCAGUGAAAUGCACAUUUAAAUAAAAUACAUUAACGUGCAAAUUGGACAAAUAAUGUGUAUAAAAUCAUUAUAGACAACAGUAACUGUUGGUUUACCAGAAUAAAAAGUAAUGCCCAUCUUUA